Molecule: messenger RNA, 3323 nt
Organism: Oncorhynchus gorbuscha (pink salmon)
Lineage: Eukaryota; Metazoa; Chordata; Actinopteri; Salmoniformes; Salmonidae
Product: volume-regulated anion channel subunit LRRC8D-like
Exons: 2
Coding region: 392-2938 (848 amino acids)
Molecular function (GO): protein binding
Source: RefSeq, a predicted model, not a curated record
GUGGCAUCUGAGUGAGACCUAGCUGGAAAGAACUGUGAAGCUGUUUGAGAUAGAUAAGAAUGAUGUGUCUUUAGUACGUUGAUCUGUGGCGUCCACCAAUAAGAAACUCCGGUAAUAGCGGAGUCAUGUUCAAAUUGGACCACCCUUUUCUUCAAAUUACAUGCGUACAGUGGUCGACGUUAUGCGCAUAUUCUCCACGACGCUCAGGUAUGCAGAACCGCUGCUAUUGAGGAUGGUGCCGACAUUCGCAUUGUCACGAACAAAUGUUCUUGGUCACAAGCUUUGUUCCAUAGUUUAAUGGAUUGAGCUGAAUCGUCAGAAGGAAUUGUCUGGAGCGCAAAAGUGGAAAUGGAGUACAGAAAAUCUAAUUAGAUAAGGUCACCAAGAUAGAAUGUUUACCAUCACAGAGUUAGCGUCGUUGAACGACAUCCAGCCGACCUACCGCAUCCUAAAACCAUGGUGGGACGUCUUCAUGGACUACCUGGGGGUGGUCAUGCUCAUGUUGUCCAUCUUCGCCAUGACGAUGCAGAUCACAAAGGACCAGGUGGCAUGCCUUCCAUGCCUGGAGGAAGCGGUGACAGGGCCAAACUCUUGGACAUACCAAAGUCCACAAGAAACCGCCUCAUCAGCAGUUGGCAUAACGACAGUGCUUGCUACACCAAUGGCCACUAAAGAUCUACCAGACAGUGCAGUACACGAGGUCCACAACACCCAGCCCAUCAUUGUGAAGCGAGAGAGCAAAAUGCAGCAACCCAGGCCCACAGGGAUCCAAACCAACUUAGAUUAUCAGCAGUAUGUCUUUGUCAACCAAAUGUGUUACCAUAUUGCCUUGCCCUGGUACUCAAAGUACUUCCCGUACCUCUCCCUCAUACACACCCUUGUGCUUAUGGUCAGUAGUAACUUCUGGUUCAAAUACCCCAAGACAAGCUCAAAGAUUGAACACUUUGUGUCCAUUCUCGGACGGUGCUUUGAGUCUCCAUGGACUACAAAGGCUUUGUCCGAGACAGCCUGUGAGGAUUCUGAGGAGAACAAGCAGAGACUGACUGGCACCACUUCAGCACAGAGAGAGUUAUCACAGGAAACUAAAGAUGAAAAUGCUGCAAACUCAUCUACCCCUAUGCUUGGGAAUACAGGAGUCAAGUUCUCAGCAGAUAAGCCUGUUGCUGAAGCCCCAAGUAUGACUAUCCUGGACAAGAAAGAUGGGGAGCAGGCCAAGGCUCUAUUUGAGAAGGUGCGGAAAUUCCGCGCCCAUGUGGAGGACAGCGAUUUCAUCUACAAGCUCUAUGUAGCUCAGACUGUGGUCAAAACGGUCAAGUUUAUUUUGAUUCUGUCAUAUACGUCAACAUUUAUUGCUGCCAUCGAGUUUCAUCACAUAUGUGAACCCAAAAUCAAACACUUAACCGGAUAUGAGCAGUUCUUUUGUACCCACAACAUGGCUUUCAUGUUGAGAAAGCUCCUCCUCAGCUACAUGGCCCUCAUAUUGAUCUAUGGGAUGGUCUGCUUGUAUUCCCUCCACUGGCUUUUCAGGCGCCCCCUUAAAGAGUACUCAUUUGAGAAAGUCAGAGAGGAGAGUAGCUUCAGUGACAUUCCUGAUGUGAAAAACGACUUUGCGUUCCUUCUGCACAUGGUCGAUCAGUACGACCAGCUGUAUUCCAAACGGUUUGGUGUCUUCCUCUCGGAGGUCAGCGAGAACAAGCUGAGGGAGAUCAGUCUAAACCACGAGUGGACAUUUGAGAAGCUCAGACAACUUGUGACCCGAAAUCCCCAAGACCAGCAGGAGCUCCACCUCUUCAUGCUUUCUGGUCUCCCCAAUGCAGUGUUUGACCUCACCGACCUGGAAAUACUUAAACUAGAGCUAAUUCCUGAGGUCAGGUUUUCGGCAAAGGUUUCCCAAAUGACCAGUCUGCAGGAGCUGCACCUCUGCCACUGCCCUGCCAAAGUUGAGCAGACUGCCUUUGUCUUUCUCCGUGACCACCUCCGCUGCCUUCAUGUCAAGUUCACAGACGUUGCUGAGAUCCCAGCAUGGGUUUAUUUGUUGAGGAGUUUGAGGGAGCUAAACUUAGUAGGGAAUUUAAGCUCAGAAAACAACAAAAUGAUAGGACUAGAGUGCAUGCGUGAUUUGAAACAUCUUAAGACAUUAUAUCUGAAGAGCAACCUCACCAAGAUCCCCUCCAACCUCACUGAGCUGUCCCCACACCUGAUCAAACUGGUGGUGCAUAACGAUGGUACUAAACUACUUGUACUGAACAGCCUCAAGAAGAUGACAAACCUCGCCGAUCUGGAGCUGCACAACUGUGAGCUGGAGAGGAUCCCCCAUGCUAUUUUCAGCUUAACCAACCUUCAAGAGCUGGACCUCAAAUCCAACAACAUUCGCACCAUCGAAGAGGUCAUCAGCUUUCAGCACCUCAAGAGGUUGACCUGCCUCAAAUUGUGGCACAACAAAAUCAUCACCAUUCCAGCCUCAAUAGGCCAGGUCAAGUCUUUGGAGUCACUUUACCUUUCACACAACAAACUGGAGACGCUCCCGCCGGCGCUGUUCCACCUCCCCAAGCUGAGGCACUUGGAUGUCAGUCACAACUCCAUCACAGUGAUCCCGCCGGACUUGGGUCUCCUGCAGAACCUCCAGCACUUCGCAAUCAAUGCAAACAAGGUGGAGGUGCUGCCCAAGCAGCUGUUCAGGUGCACCAAGCUAAAGUUCCUGUGUCUGAGCAAUAAUGUCCUCACCAACCUGCCUGAGACUGUGGGUCAGUUGGUGCAUCUUGCUCAGCUGGAGCUGAGGGGGAACUGUCUGGACCGCCUUCCCUCACUGCUGGGGAACUGUCGCCUUCUACGUAAAAACAGCCUCAUUGUAGAGGACCACCUUUUUGACACUUUGCCUGUAGAGGUAAAGGAGAGCAUUAGUCGGGAGACCAACGUGUCCUUUGCGAGUGGCUUAUAGUUGAUCAUUUCUGAUACCUUAAACCCUAAUGGUACAUUGAUUAACUGAAAUGUAUAUUACUCACUGAAGCAAUACGCUAUGAAAGUAACACGUUAUUUACCAGGAACUAGCCUUGUAGUUUUUAUAACUUUUGUAGGCUUUUUGAAUCCUCUUCAAUGGGCAAAAACGUAGCGCAACGGUCUUGAAGCCAAAUACUUCGUAAAGGCACAUGGCAGAAGUAAAUUCAAACACAAAUAUAAUUUUAUAUACAGGUAUUGUAUCGGCGUUCUUCGUUUGUAGAAAGAGAAUCGGACCGAAAUGCAGAGUGGUGGUUACUCAUGUCUUUAAUGAAAGAAUCGCGGUACAUGAAAUAACUGAUACAAAUACAAAACAACAAAACGGAAUG